This is a messenger RNA of Prunus dulcis (almond), 845 nucleotides long. RefSeq lists its product as uncharacterized. The transcript has 3 exons. NCBI's taxonomy places the organism in Eukaryota, Viridiplantae, Streptophyta, Magnoliopsida, Rosales, Rosaceae. Bases 187 to 546 code for a protein of 119 amino acids. The record is from RefSeq and is a predicted model, not a curated record.
GAUAAGACAUAACCCAUCAAUAAUUGAAUUUUAUAUCUGUACUUUGAUCAUCCCGCAAAACCAGAAAAAUACUUAUACGACUAGAGCAUCAUUCUAUUUGUGGUUAAGCCAACCAACAGUACUUCGUCUUCUUCCUCAUCCACUGCUUCUUCUUCUUCUUCCUCUUCUUUCUGUCACAUAAGUUCAAUGGCUGCAACAUGUUGCUUCUCCCCUUGUAUCCCAACCCAAAAAUCUGGUCCAGCAAUAAGGCCUUUCAGCAGAGUUUUGAGGCUCAAACACUGUCAAGUUUCUGUCAAGAUCAAAAGCUCUACACUCAAGAUCAGAUGCUCCUUGAGAGAAGAGGUUUUUGAGGAUCGGUCCAAUGGAAUUAUUUGCUACAAAGAUGACAGAGGUGAAAUAAUUUGUGAAGGAUUUGAUGAGGGUCCUAGAUAUUAUCACCAACAGAAUCCAAGAACAGGUUGUCAACCCAGUUCAGCAGAGACGCUGAGAUCUUUGAUCUACUUCAACAACAAAGGUGGCUUAAUUUUAUCACAGACACAGAAUUGAACCGUGCUGAUAAAGGCAGUGUUCUGCAAGAGGACAUCAAAAACUGCAAUGGCUUCAACACUCACCGCUAAUCAGCUCAACCCAAGUGUCAAGUCUCUUGUCAAAUCAUAUAAAAUGGUUCCACAACUUUAAUAUGCCCCCAAUUAUAAUUAUGUAACAUAUAUAUAAAGAAAGGCAUAUCCUUCAAUGAAUCAUAUAAUUGAAUAUCAUGCAUAAAUGCAAUGUCUUUGAAGCACAUUCUUUUUUCUUCUUUUUUUCUUCUUUGUUUUUUUCCAGAAUGUAGAGGGUCAAAUUCCCAA